AGGGAGGGAGAGUGAGAGAGUGUGAGAAACGAGGGAUUGCCUUUUCUUGGUGCACGUGUGGGAGUUCGAGGAAUCAAAAGCGUCGCUUUGGCCAGUACCCAUUAUUUAGCUUUGAGACCCGCUAUCAUACGGAUCAUCACGACAUCACCCCCACAUCAUUUCCCAACCACCGUCACUCCCCUAACUGAACACCUCAUCAUCUUGGGAACAAGCAAGAUAUUAUCCACACAACAGAUACAUAGAAAUCGUCAUACUCAGUCAUAUUAACUAUGUCAGCGGCUGUGGUCUCGAGACAGUCGGGUAGCGCUGGCCACGGCGCUGGAGGGGCUUCGAACCCAAGCUCACGUAUGGGAACCCAUUCUCCCGUUGAUAGCAAAAAGUCGAAUUCCAAGAGUGAAGGUAUGUUUUCACGGUGUCGGCAUUUUUUAUCAUUUACAGCUGUGCUAUCCCGUUCCCUGCCUUUUUUCCUCCGUGUUUCUAUAUUUGAGAUGAUUCGUGCGUUCGGCGGAUAAGCUACUAAUGUUCAGAUCCGGUAACUAUAUUUACCUGUACUGACAUGGCCGUAAAACUUAGACAAACAGAGGCCUUUGUCGGAUCAGUCUAGCAAUAACGGGAGAGAUGCGGCGAAAAGCUCGUCGAAAAUUGCCUCGCACAAUUUAUCCCCUUUGUCGAAUUCGUCUUUGCCAGUCGCGAGCUCGAUACAUCCGCCCCAAGUUGCCGUCGACCAGCCUCCGGAUGCCACAAAACCCUCUCAACAGAGCAACCAUGGUCCGGGCCCCUCCCGCUCAUUACCAAACAAAAAGCUAUCGGAGGAUACACCAGGAGGAGGAGGAGGGGGAGGAGAUUACUUCGCCCUCGGUCAUACACGACUCGAUCAGGAGCCCAACCCCUUUGAACAAUCGUUUGCAUCAACCUCGGAUCCCCUCAAUACGCCAAAGACAAUACUCCCGCCUGUUACUGCGAUAACCUCUCCCGCUUCUCUGUUACCCGGUGGCUCAGGGGGAUCUGCCUUUAAUUGGGGUCUUAACUCGCUUCGAUCAGGGCCACUUUCCCCCGCCAUGCUGCAGGGCCCCGCUUCCAACUCCAACGUUGGAUCGAGCAGUUCACUUGCUUUCGACGCGCACAUCCGAACAGGGUUGACUCCCAACGAAUCCGGCAUUAGAACAGGCCUAACUCCCGGGGGCUCCGGUUCUCUAUUUCCUCCGUCGGCUGGUAACGCACUGUUCCAACAGUUUUUGGGGGGCGGGGCUACCCCGGGAACCAUGGAAUUCCAACGGACUGCACUUUCGGCCGCCAGAAAAUCCUCUCACCCCGCGCCACCAUUGAUGUCUCCGCAACAGCAGCAUAUCAAGUCGGAGGAUCGGGCCUCGGGCCUCGACCAACAGAAGAGACCGCAGUUGGACAACUACCGUGCAGCGGAUCCGGCGCACAACGCUGCCAAUGGCUUGUUUCUGCUGGCGAAUGCUCAGCAUCAGCAGCAAGAGGCCGUGGGUACUUCGGGUGCCGGCAUGAAUGCUGGAUCCGCACCGAGCUAUCCCGGAGGCCCGGUACAGUCGGGCGCUACUGCGAUCGAUGGCUCGAGUCCAAGCCUUGCUAAAAGGGCUUUGGUUAAUAACGCCUCUAAUGCGGCGAUGGGUGUUAAUGUUAAUAGAUCUGUUUCUGGUGGCUCGAUACCCAAUAGCGUUCGAGGGAUAAGCGAGAUUAGUGACGACUUUGGAGGAUCGAGCGAUGAGGAGAUGCAAAACACGGGUUCGCGGAGGAAUGCUCGACCCAAAAACCCUAAAAGCAAGCAGUCCGCCGCCUCGACUGGGCGCCGAAAGGCGGACGAUAGUCCUGGGGGACCUGGAAGGUCGCAGUCAAAGAAGGUCAAAGGCCCACAAGGCCAAUCGAUGUCUGUCAGUGGGGGUAGCGACGACGGGCAGGAUGACGGAAAGGAUGAGAAUGGCAAGGACACCAAGAAGAUGACAGACGAGGAGAAACGAAAGAAUUUCCUGGAGCGAAAUCGGUACGUAUUUCGUUUGUCACUCGAUGUUCUCUACCUGUUCAUUGCGAGUCGUCCCAACUAAACUAUGACGUCAUUUCAGGGUCGCCGCUUUAAAAUGUCGCCAACGUAAGAAGCAAUGGCUCGCCAGCCUGCAAGCGAAGGUCGAGAUCUUUUCCAGUGAAAAUGAUGCACUCACCGCCCAAGUCACCUCUCUUCGGGAAGAAAUCGUCUCGCUCAAGACGCUACUCCUCGCACAUAAGGACUGUCCUGUCGCUCGGUCCAAUGGAGGGAAUAUGGCCACACUCGAUAUGAACACAAACAUGAACAACGACUACGGCCAUGUUCCAAUGAUGACCGGCCAUUACGGCGGCAUGACUAGUAUGGGCGGCGGAGUCAUGGCGCCCCCCGGCGCUGGACGGAGGUAUUCUUAGCGAAGGGUGACGACGAUUAACGACCGAAACGAUAUGAAUAUAAAAAGUUGUGUUUUGCCUAGAUUCGUCAAAUUUGUGGCCGCGACUGGGUCGGAGAAGAGAAGGGCUAGCAUUCAACCGGUAGAUCUUGGCCGAGGUUUUUAUUCCCUUUAACGUGUUCCUUCGCCUCGUUUUUCAAAUGGUAGGCUCCUGUGGCUGUUCCUUCCUCCCUUCCUUAUGAUUCGGGGGAUUGUUGGCCUUUUCUUUUUUUUUCUUUUUUCUUUUUCUUCUUCCCUUACCCUUACCCCUCUCUCUUUUCUUCUUCUUUCCUUUUCCCUUUAAUUCAAUAGUACAUAGCUUUAGGGGGGAAGAGGAUGGGGACAAGGAGGAAUCGUCUUUUUUUCUCCUUUUCUUUUUUCAUGAUAUUGGAGUUUUUUCGGGCAAAGCCACCAACUCUUGGUUCAGUCCGCUUUUCCUACUCCAACGAACCAAAAAUAGCAAGCAAACAAACACCCCUUUGCACCCUAUCAACCUUAUCCUUCUACCCUCUUUCUUUCUUUACUUGAGAUUAUAGUAUGUAACUUUUCUUCCACCUCCCCCAGGACUUCUUCCUCUUGUCACCUUUUACUUAUUCACUAUUCACGGUUUCUGGGUCUGGAAUUCUCAUUGUUUUAGUUUUUGUGACUUGCGAGCUUGUCUUGUG
Tuber aestivum (summer truffle) is the source of this 3097-nucleotide messenger RNA. Lineage: Eukaryota; Fungi; Ascomycota; Pezizomycetes; Pezizales; Tuberaceae. The record is from the annotation of a GenBank genome assembly.